AUGACUGGCUACGACCCCGUUGCCCGUUCGUGUCUUGUGUCUGGUUGCUUGGCUGUGGGAUUACUUCGGCUGCAUCUGGCUGCUCUGCUUCCUCCAAUUGCCGUACUUAAUCGUGUUGGGCCAGGCCCCGGCUGUUGCAUCGGAUGGUACGGAACAAUGAACGAAGAGGAGAAAGAGGAGCGUUUCGGGGAAGCUUCUGUGAGGGGUAAGGCCGACAAUGGAGGCGAAAUAGCUUGA
This is a messenger RNA of Sporothrix schenckii 1099-18, 237 nucleotides long. RefSeq lists its product as uncharacterized. The transcript has a single exon. Bases 1 to 237 code for a protein of 78 amino acids. Lineage: Eukaryota; Fungi; Ascomycota; Sordariomycetes; Ophiostomatales; Ophiostomataceae. The record is from RefSeq and is a predicted model, not a curated record.